UUAUAAGAGUGCAAUGAACCUGGAAUGAAAAGAAUCGAUAGCAGACGCGUAUUUAACCAAGUUCAAGUUAUCGUCAUAGCUACCGGAAUACAAACAUCGCGUACUGAAAUCGACAUUUCAUUUUCCCGCAAUACGACAAGAUCGCCAAAAAUUAAGUUGUUUAUGUUAAACUUUUAGGCAAGAUGAGUGUUAAAAGUUCACGAAUGUAUACGGCUCCCGCGCCUAAAAUGCCUCCUGGCCUUGUCGAGCUGAUGGAAGGACUAGCAAAAGAUGUUCUUAAGUGCAAUCCUCCUGAUGUAUACUCAUUUUGUGCUAACCACAUGCAGAAACUGAUGGAAAUCAGAGACGGCCCCACUACCAAAUGUACUAUGACUUUGGAUCAAAAAAUAGCAAUGGCUAUCAAGAAAAUAAGGGAAAGAGCGGCACGCCGCCGUGAAGAUUACGAUAAAAAAAUGCAAACGUAUAAGCAGUCAGAAAGCCAAAACAACGAAGGGUACGAAAAUAAUGGUAUCGAUAAAAAUAAUUCAGACGCGAGACAGUAUGCCAAAGAUAAAAUAGUAAAAAUUCCUGAAGAAGAUUUAGCUGGUGAAGAACAUGAAAUUAUUGUUAACAUAAAAGAAAAGUUCUUGACAUCCGAAGCUGUAAAGCUUACCGAAAAAGACUCGGAGAUGAUACUGGCGGAAACAAAAUCAAGCGAUGAUGAUUUGUCUGCCACUUUACAACAAUCUAUUAUAACAAAUGAUGUUAAGGAUGAUUCUCUAAUAAAUGUAACUGAGAAUAUUGACAAUAACAAAACUAUUGAAGAGGUGGGAGAUAACUUAACAAAUGAAAAGGAAGAAAAAGUAAUCGAAAUAAAUCAAAUAGGUAGGCAGGUUGAUGAUAAACUUGAUACCAUACCAUUUUACGAAGAAAAAUCUGUGGAAUCUGUUGAAACUCAUAAUAAUGGUGAAAAUAAAUCUUCUACUGUAGCAUUAGUAAAAACCGAAGAUUAUUUUAAAAGUGAAACAUCGCCCCAUAAUCAUGAUAAUUUAGAAAACUGCAAGAAUACAGCAAAUAUGCAAAAUAAAGAAGACGAUUUCAUUUCCAUUUCUAUCAUUGUAGACGAACCAAAAGAUUUGAGUGUUUUUGAAGAGAGGGAAGAUAAAGCAAUAAUUGAUUUAAAUAUUGAAAAAACACCGGAUAUCGAUGAAAUUACUAUAUGCAGUUCACUUAUUACAGAGGAAGUGAAUACUAAUAAAGACCAGAUAUCUUUACAUUUUCUUGAAGAACAACAAGACAAUACUGUGGCUUCAACUCCAUCGGCACUUCCUGAAGGAGAUGAAUUACUGAACUCAAAUAACAGUGAAUUAGAAAAUCAUGUAAAUAAUACUUCAAUGGAUUUGGAAACAGCCGCAAUAACUAUACAGAAAGUAUUUAGAAAUUUUCUUUUUAAAAACAAAACUUUAAGUACAGAUGAUGCUACUAACGUUGAUAUCAAUUCAUUGAUCGAAGAUAAAACCGAGAAGGGCGAUAAUGAUAUGUCAAGUAUGAAUGUCAAUAAAGACCGAAGAACUUUAGGUCUAAGUAGGAUGGAUACUGUCUUACAAACAGUAAAUGAAGAGAAAUCUUUAUCUCAAUCGACUGACGAUUCAUCGACUCUAUCGAGUGCAGCUACAAUAAUACAAGCACAUGUAAGAGGCUAUUUGAUCAGAAAUAAAUUGAACUUAAAUAAGAAUUCGUCUACCACUUCGGGAGUUGAUUCCGAUGGACUGUCUUUCACUUCUAUGGAAGGCGACAAUGAUAACCGAAAAAAUAAAACCAUUUUAAACAUACACAUAGUACCCGAAAGUGGGCAUUUUAUGAGCAGAGAUGAAAGUGUGCUGACUUCUAUAGAUUUGUCAAUGGAUGGCAGUCCACCGUGCUCCACUAACUUGCAUCCUCUAGCUUAUGAUACAAGCGAAAGAAGGAAGCAAUUGAAAAGGGAGGAUGCUUUUCAGUCAACUUCACCUCCAAGUAAUAAUAGUGGGAAAUUAAGUGAGGACGUCGAUUCUAUUAAAGAAUUGCUAAUAAGUGAAAAUAAUAAAGAUGAAAACCCAUCACUAGUAGAAUCUGGAAAUAAAAGAACAGACGUAAAAGAGUUUGUCUUAGAAACUACGCUUGAUGAUGAUUCAACAAUGGUCGAUAAUCUUGACACUGCAUUAGAAGUGAAGAGUUUGGGGCCUUUUGAUAGUCCAGAAAAACAUCUAACAGAACGACCAUACUCUUUGCCCGAAUUAGCUUCAGAUGAAAUGGAUGUGAUAACUCCGUUUACUCCUUCUGAAGACAGGUUUUCAAAAAAUUCUAAUUUAAUACAUUCGGGUGAAUUUCACGAAAUAGUUCUUCCAACACAAGUGUCUCGUGGUGAUACCUCUGUCGUCCGUGAAUUCCAGAACGUGCUGGUGUACUUUUUACUUUGGAAUAAUGCUUAACAAUCUAUAACAUGCUUAGCGAUGCAUUUAGUUAAUUAAAUUUUGCAUCAUAACUCCAACACGUCUAUAAUA
Maniola jurtina (meadow brown) is the source of this 2519-nucleotide messenger RNA. Its product is annotated as origin recognition complex subunit 1-like. The coding region runs from base 183 to 2447 and encodes 754 amino acids. The record is from RefSeq and is a predicted model, not a curated record. The transcript has 5 exons. Gene Ontology annotation, molecular function: calmodulin binding. Lineage: Eukaryota; Metazoa; Arthropoda; Insecta; Lepidoptera; Nymphalidae.